CCCUCUCUUUGAUCGGUGGGAGAGCGAGCAAAACAAGCUUCAAUAAUCGAAGCCCAAAAAUCAGGGACCCCCAAGUUUGAUUAUUCGAUCCAAAUAUUAAACUGGGUAACAGGAGAAACGGAGAAAUAAAGUGGGAAGGGACGGAAAAUCCAACAAUCUUGAUCGUCUGAAAUCCAAUGCGGUCUUUGCUGGUAAGACCCAAAAGAAGCAGCAUAAAAAAAGUUGGAACAGAAAGAAGACAGAAUUUGAAGGACACCCAGAUAGGGAGAUCGCGAAUUGGAUGUGGAUCUGAUGGUGGGUGGUGGAUUGGAUGUUGGGAGGUGCAAAGAGAGGUUAUUUGCGGUGAUUCUUGGAGAAGAAGGCGGUUCUUUUAGAAGGGUAGAUUCUUCUGCAGUGGGGCUGCAUAGACAAGGAUGCAGCUUCACUUCUCGCCUAGCAUGAGAAGUAUCACGAUAUCGAGCAGCAAUGGGUUUAUUGACUUGAUGAAGAUCAAGGUCGCAGCUCGUCACAUCUCGUAUCGAACCCUAUUCCACACCAUUCUCAUCCUCGCUUUCUUAUUGCCUUUUGUCUUUAUUCUCACUGCUCUUGUUACCCUCGAAGGUGUUAACAAGUGCUCCUCAUUUGAUUGUUUGGGUAGGCGGUUGGGACCAAGGCUUCUUGGGAGGGUUGAUGAUUCAGGGCAGAGACUGGUCAAGGACUUCUAUAAGAUCCUCAAUCAAGUAAACACUGAGGAAAUUCCAGACGGUCUAAAACUUCCAGAUUCAUUUAGUCAACUUGUUUCUGAAAUGAAGAAUAACCAAUAUAAUGCAAGGACCUUUGCUUUCAUGUUAAGGGGAAUGAUGGAGAAACUUGAAAGAGAGAUUAGGGAAUCCAAAUUUGCAGAGUUGAUGAACAAACACUUUGCUGCAAGUUCCAUUCCAAAAGGCAUCCACUGUCUCUCUCUGCGUUUAACUGAUGAAUACUCCUCCAAUGCUCAUGCACGUAGGCAGCUGCCUUCCCCAGAGCUACUCCCAGUGCUUUCUAACAACUCCUACCACCACUUUGUCCUUUCAACUGAUAAUAUUUUAGCUGCUUCGGUUGUUGUCACUUCUGCUGUCCAGUCAUCUCUAAAACCUGAAAAGAUUGUUUUCCAUGUCAUUACUGACAAGAAAACUUAUGCUGGUAUGCACUCAUGGUUUGCACUAAACCCUGUCUCCCCUGCUAUUGUUGAAGUGAAAGGAGUUCAUCAGUUUGAUUGGUUAACAAGAGAGAAUGUUCCUGUGCUUGAAGCUAUUGAGAACCAUAAUGGGAUCAGAAAUUACUAUCAUGGUAAUCAUGUUGCUGGGGCCAACCUCUCUGAUACUACUCCUCGAACAUUUGCUUCAAAAUUGCAGGCUAGAAGUCCAAAGUACAUAUCCUUGCUCAACCAUCUCCGGAUAUAUUUACCAGAGCUCUUUCCAAACCUCAACAAGGUGGUCUUUUUAGAUGAUGAUGUUGUAGUUCAGCGUGAUUUAUCUCCUCUUUGGGAGAUUGAUCUUGAGGGAAAGGUUAAUGGAGCUGUAGAAACUUGUAAGGGUGAAGAUGAAUGGGUUAUGUCUAAGCAUUUCCGGACAUACUUCAACUUUUCCCACCCCCUUAUAGCAAAGAAUUUGGAUCCUGAUGAAUGUGCUUGGGCAUAUGGAAUGAAUAUCUUUGAUCUCCAGGCUUGGAGAAAGACGAAUAUAAGAGAGACUUACCAUUCUUGGCUGAAAGAGAACCUGAAGUCAAACCUGACCAUGUGGAAGCUUGGUACUCUACCACCCGCUUUGAUUGCAUUUAAAGGUCAUGUUCACCCAAUUGAUCCAUCAUGGCAUAUGCUGGGGUUGGGCUAUCAGAAUAAGACCAACAUUGAGAGUGUGAAAAAGGCUGCAGUUAUCCAUUACAAUGGCCAGUCAAAGCCAUGGCUGCAGAUCGGCUUUGAGCAUCUUCGACCAUUUUGGACGAAUUAUGUCAACUACUCCAAUGAUUUUAUAAGAAAUUGUCACAUGCUGGAGUCAUAGUCAAUCAUCUCGACAAGUUAGAAGAAGAGAUACACCAGGAAAUGACAUGACUGAUACAAAUAUCAUAAAUUUUCCUACGGCUUGAAAAUUUCUCAAGAUUUAUUUGAGAAGGCAAUAUUAAGAGCAAGAAUUUUGAGGUUGGAAUUUUGCUGUCAUCCUGAGACAUUAGCAGGAGACGACGUGCACUCAUGAGCACAGGCACAAGAUCCAUUCUUUCAGUCUGUAACAUAGCUCCUUGGUUUAUUUUUUCCCUUGGAAAGAGGAUACUGUUAUUCAUCGUUCUGCGGGGUUCCUGCCUGAUUUGUUGGUGGAUAUUUUGGAAUAAGGUGGAAUACACAAAACUAGAAGUGGCCUUGGUCAUUGCCAUCAGAUUGAUUGGUGUAGAGAAGAUGAGGAUGGCUGGCUUGGAAAGUUCUCAUUUUAUUUCUUUUUAUCGUUUCCAUUUUUGUUAGUAUCUUCUCAUUCUUCCCGUUCUAGGAGUAGGUAAUGGUAUUGCUUUAUUACAGGUCCCAUGAAUGGGUAACUCUUCUUAGCUUACAUAUUGAUUUGUUCAUGACACACAUUUAAAAUGUGCAGAAAAAUUCUUUCCCAAUUCUUAUAUUAAACAUAUUUCAAUUUU
Rubroshorea leprosula is the source of this 2637-nucleotide messenger RNA. Lineage: Eukaryota; Viridiplantae; Streptophyta; Magnoliopsida; Malvales; Dipterocarpaceae. The record is from the annotation of a GenBank genome assembly.